UUUUCCUUCUUUUCUUCCUCAACCGCGUGUUUCUGCUAUUUUCCUUCUCCCCUGCACCAAACAAACAUCCAGCCAAGCCCGACAACACCCCACUUGGAAAAAACCGAAUUUUCGGAUUUGCUCUGUUCUCCUUGCCCCUGUCCGCGAGCUGCUCUUGCCGGUGAGAGUGCUUUUGGUUUUCUGUUCCUCUCCAAGAUCCCGCCAGCCUUCCCACCGCCAGCUCCAAUUUCUUUGCUUGCUGAAUUUUCUGGUAUGUGACAACUCUUUUAAGUCCAAAUUUCAUCUAAUUGGUGGUUGCCUUGCUGAAUUUGGUCCUUGUUGUGGCUGCUCUGUGUUGUCCGAAUUUUGUUGGAAAUAUGGGGGAAUUUCAGUAGCUUUAAGUGGGUUUUGUUUAGAUUAAGUGGAAAUUAGCUUGAGUAAUUGUUGUGAAAUUGUCUAGAGAAAAUUUCGUGUGUUAGCCACUAGAUUGCCAAAACCGGUUCUUCCAUUUUUGUUGUCUGUGGGAUUAGGGAGCUAUGUGUAUAUAUAUAUAUAUAUAUAUAUUCUGGUUGCAGUGUUAAAUUUUGGAGAAAAAAAUAUAAAUAAUAAAUAUGGCAUUUUGGAGUUUUGCCAACAACAAUAUUGAAAAGGAUAAAUAGGUAGUUUUCAUAUGAUUAUUAAUUCUGGAAUAUUUUGGCUAGGUUCUUGAUUAUUCUAUCACCCUAGCUCUUGGAGUGAGUUUUCUGCUUUAUGCGAUUGAGGUAGUGAGACCCGACGCAUUGGGAGCCCGAGGUAGUGAUGAGCUAGACUACUAGGCAUUUUUGAACUUGGAUUUUUGUAGUUAGGCCGCUAGUCACCCAUGCUUGACAUAGAAAUUUUGUGUACAGAGCUUCCUUAGUUUUAGUCAUGAUUGUAUAUAUGAAAUUAUAAAUUUUGUACAUCUUGACCGGUAAAUAUUUGGUAAAUAAAAAGGUUUAGAUUUGAAUUGUCUGAAUGGCUAAAUGGCUCCAAAACGGCGUGGGCGCCCGAGGGGUAGCCGUAAAGAUCAGGGCACUCCUCCGAUCCCAGUUGCUAGUCCCCCUACCCAAGCUGCUUCGCAGGAGGGAGGGACGAGCAAUCCUCAAUUGACCACCUUUGUUCAGGAACUUAUGGCGGAGAUAAGACGCCAAGCAUCUCCUGCCACAAGUGUGCCACCUCUAUCCCUAGUGGUUUCCACUCCUAUGGCCCCUGCUCCAAUUUCCCUUGUUCCUAUUUCUUCUGCUCUUGCGGUGCCUAGCUGGAAGGUCUAUACAGAAUUCCAAAAGGUGGUGACCAAGAGAUUUGAUGGUACUGCAGGUUUUGAGCAGGUGGGAUCGUGGAUUACCGAGGUGGAGCGGGGAUUCUGCCUACUGCAGGUUUCUAGUGACCUUAAGGAUGGUUUCAAAAAGGUGUUCAUGCAAGAGUACAUACUGGAUAGCAGAAGGCGGGAACUGCAAAGGGAAUUUGCAGAUUUAAAGCAAGGGUCAGGUACUGUUGAGCAGUACAAGGAGGAGUUUGACCGCUAUCUGCCUUUUAUGGGUAGCCAAGUUAGAGAUGAGCAAGCCAAGGCUGACAAAUUUCUAUGGGGCUUGAAUUCCAAUAUUUAUUUGGCAGUAAACCAAUUUAAACCCGCCACUUAUCGAGAGGCAGUGGACAGAGCCAUAGAUCAAGAGAAGGCUAUGGCUAGAGUCAAGUCCUCAGGACAGCACAGUGUUGGGUCAUCCCUGGGGAAGAGAAAAUUCGAUGGGAGCCGUAGGCCCUUUGUCCUUGCACUACCUAAGUCUAAUAGCAACAAGGGUUCUAAAGGGGCAGGAGCUACCAAGAUUGGGGGCCAGGCAUCCACGGCUCAACGUGCUCGCCCUACUCCACCUACUUGCACCGUUUGUGGGAGGGUUGGGCACACCCAUGAUCAGUGCCACUUUGUUACUAGAGCUUGCUUCAAAUGUGGCAAGCAAGGACAUCAGAUUGCAAAUUGUCCGCUGCUAGACCCUAGAGCUCAAAGUACUCAAUCUGCAUCUCAGCAGGGGUCUACCAAUCAGGGGUCUACCAAUCAGGGGGCACCGAAACAAAAUGUCGGGGUUAGGACAAGAGCCCAGCAGGCAAGAGUUCAUGUGAUGACGCAUCAGAAAGCUGCGGCUACCGACGUAAUCACGGGUACUUUGCCUAUCAACUUUGAUUUUGCACAUGUUUUAUUUGAUUCAGGAGGGGUGAUGACUACUAGAGAUGUGUGUAGGACUGUGGAUAUUUAUAUUGAUAGUAGACAGUUGGGUGCUAGCCUAUUUGUUUUAGAUAUUUAUGAUUUUGAUAUCAUUUUGGGGAUGGAUUGGUUGUCAAAACAUUUUGCCUCUAUAGACUGCCAUCAGAAAUGGGGUUUCCUAGUCUCCAUUACUGAUGCUAGUAGUGUGACAUCGAGACUAGAAGACAUGCCUGUGGUGUGUGAGUUUCCGGAUGUAUUUCCGGAGGAUCUCCCAGGUUUACCUCCGGAUAUGGAGGUUGAAUUUGCUAUUGACCUUGUUCCUGGCACCAGACCUAAUUCCAAAGCACCAUACCGUAUGGCUCCUGCAGAAUUGAAGGAGUUAAAGAUUCAACUGGAGGAACUCCUUGAGAAAGGAUUUAUACACCCAAGUAUGUCACCUUGGGGAGCUCUAGUGUUGUUUGUUAAGAAGAAAGAUAGGAGCAUGAGACUAUGCAUUGAUUACCGGGAACUAAAUAAGUUGAAGAUUAAACCUGAUGAUGUGCCAAAAACUGCCUUUCGCACCCGUUAUGGUCAUUAUGAAUUCCUGGUUAUGCCUUUUGGUUUAACAAAUGCCCUUGCCAGAUUUAUGAACUUGAUGAAUCGGGUAUUUAGCCAGUACCUAGACAAGUUUGUGGUUGUCUUUAUUGACAGCAUUUUGGUCUAUUCUUCUAGCCGUGCUCUUCAUGAAAAGCACUUAAGGACAGUCCUCGAGACAUUGAGAAGUGAGAGGCUGUUUGCUAAAUUUAAGAAGUGUGAAUUUUGGCUAGACAAUGUUGCAUUCCUAGGUCACGUUGUGACUAAGGAUGGAAUCUCUGUUGACCCCCAGAAAAUUAAGGCCGUGGUGAAUUGGAAAAGGCCGAAUAGUGUCGCAGAAAUCCGUAGUUUUCUAGGAUUGGCUGGUUAUUACCGCCGAUUUGUGGGGGAUUUCUCUAGAAUUGCUCUGCCAAUGACUCGUCUGAUCAGGAAGGAUGCCAAGUUUGAGUGGACUCCAGAGUGUGAGGAGAGCUUUUUGACCCUAAAGGCGAAGUUGGUCACUACUCUUGGUUAUUGCAUAUGCGUCCUGGCAGUUAAAGCCUUAUGAAGAAAAUUACCCCACCCACGAUCUAGAGUUGGCAGC
Molecule: messenger RNA, 3350 nt
Organism: Rubroshorea leprosula
Lineage: Eukaryota; Viridiplantae; Streptophyta; Magnoliopsida; Malvales; Dipterocarpaceae
Source: the annotation of a GenBank genome assembly